Molecule: messenger RNA, 873 nt
Organism: Dendrobium catenatum
Lineage: Eukaryota; Viridiplantae; Streptophyta; Magnoliopsida; Asparagales; Orchidaceae
Product: cytochrome P450 71A1-like
Exons: 1
Coding region: 1-873 (290 amino acids)
Molecular function (GO): heme binding; monooxygenase activity; iron ion binding
Source: RefSeq, a predicted model, not a curated record
AUGUCUCUCCAAGAUAAAAUCUUUGAUGACUUGACUAGCAGCAGCCUUAAUAACCUUUCCAAUUCAAAACGGUUCUUCAGCUGCUCAUGCCUCUUCGUCUUCUUCUUCCUACUCCUCCCAUAUCUACUCAUCGCCAUCUACCGCCGCUCUCGCCCAAGUUCUUCAUAUAACUAUUUUAAGUACAAUGGCAGAGAGCUCCCACCGGGCCCGCCUCCUCUCCCCAUCAUCGGAUCCCUCCACGAACUGUUCGGCCAAGUAAUCCACAUCUCCCUCCGCCGCCUCUCCAAAGAACAUGGCCCACUCAUGCACUUACAGCUCGGCCAAACCUCCGCCGUGGUCGCCUCUUCCUCAGAAGUUGCUUCCGAAAUCCUCAGAACACAAGACACCAUUUUCUGCAGCCGCCCACGUCUCUCCGCCGUCACACACUUCUCCUACGGCGGAUUAGACAUCGGCGCUUCUCCUUACGGCGAAAGCUGGAAGAAACUGAGAAGAUUCGGCAGCAACAAGAUGUUCAAUCCGGGAAAGGUGCAAUCUUUCAGCUUCAUUCGGGAGGAGGAAGUGGAGGUAAUGGUGGGAUCUAUAAAGAAAAGUUCGUUGCAGGGAAAGCUGAUAAAUUUGAGUGAAAUUGCGCUGUGUCUUUUUAAUAAUAUAACAUACAGAGAGGUUUUCAGCAAGCGCGUGUCGGCUGAUGGAGAGUGCUUGUUGAGUCCUCACCAUGGCCUUAUUAUGCGUAUGAUGACUUUGAUGACAGAGUUCAAUGUCAAAGAUUUUUUCCCUUUGUUUUGGUGGGUUGAUUUCUUAACUGGUUGGUGGUUUAAGGUUGAGAAGAGAUUUCGGGAGAUGGAUAGGCUUUUUGAGAAGGAGAUUGAGUAG